UCAAUUUUAAACCAUGAGUAACGUAGCAUCUAUGGGAUCCAGCACCGGCUCGGGAUCCAACUCGGGAUCCGGAUCCGGAUCAGUCACCAAGCGCGGGAACGUGGCUACCUUCACUUCAAACGCCACAGCUAUCGACACAUUUGGAAACACAUUUGAAGCUCCUGAUUAUUCCAUUAAGGAUAUCCUUUCCGUGAUCCCUGCACACUGCUACGAAAGAAGAUUAUUUGAAUCUCUCUACUAUGUGGCCAGAGAUAUUUUCUGGAUGUUAACUGCAGGAUACUUGGCCAACACAUACAUCCAUCAAUUGAAUCAACCAAUCGUUAGAUUCCUUGCCUGGUCCGCCUAUGUUUACUUCCAAGGUCUUUUCGGAACCGGUCUUUGGGUCUUGGCCCAUGAAUGUGGUCACCAAGCCUUUUCCGACUACGGUUGGGUCAAUGAUACCGUUGGAUGGGUCUUGCACCUGUACUUGAUGGUUCCUUACUUUUCUUGGAAAUACUCUCAUGGUAAGCACCACAAGGCCACCGGUCACAUGACCAGAGACAUGGUUUUCGUUCCUAAAACUAAGGAACAAUAUUUAGCCAUUAACAAUGCUGAACAUAUUGAUGAUCUUUUGGGUGAUGCCCCACUUUAUACCUUGGUUCAAUUAUUUACUCAACAAACUUUUGGUUGGAUUAUGUACCUUUUCACAAAUGUUACUGGCCAAGCUUUGCCACAUUUGAGUCUGUGGCAGAAAAACCACUUCAAUCCUGCAUCUGCACUCUUUGAACCAAGAGACUAUUACUACAUUCUUCUCCUGGACUUGGGGAUUGCCAUUCAAUCAUUUGUCUUGUAUACUUGGUACCAAAAGUUUGGAGGGUUCAAUGUGUUGGUCAACUGGUUUUUACCAUACAUUUUGGUCAACCAUUGGCUUGUUUUCAUCACUUUUUUGCAACAUUCUGACCCAAAGAUGCCUCAUUACGAGGCUUCUCAAUGGAACUUUGCUAGAGGUGCUGCCGCCACCAUCGAUAGAGAAUUUGGAUUUGUAGGCUCCUUUGUUUUCCAUGACAUCAUCGAAACCCACGUUUUGCACCAUUACGUGUCCAGAAUCCCAUUCUACAACGCUAGAGAAGCCCUGGAAGCCAUCAAGAAGGUUAUGGGAAAGCACUACAUGCACUCCGACGAGAACAUGUGGAAGGCACUUUGGAACUCUGGUCGUUGGUGUCAAUUCGUUGACGGGGACAACGGGGUGUUGAUGUACAGAAACACCAAUGGUUUAGGAGUUAAGCCAACUUAGA
Molecule: messenger RNA, 1274 nt
Organism: [Candida] anglica
Lineage: Eukaryota; Fungi; Ascomycota; Pichiomycetes; Serinales; Debaryomycetaceae
Source: the annotation of a GenBank genome assembly